CACGACUAUCCCGCAGUGAACCUAUUGUGUAAUUAGAGUAGAAAACACCUUCGACCAUGACUGCUACCCCCCGUUACUACCCUGCCGAGGAUCUUCCUGCUUCCAAGCCCACAUACAGGGUAAAGCAGAACGUAAGUGCGAUUAGCGGAGUGACGAUGAUGGAGGUGAMGAUGGUGUUGUUGGUUGUAUGGGCGCCGUUCAAUUCUGCCCCAAUGAAGGUGGUGGUGGCACCAAGCAAACGUUCGGCGUGAUGCGUUCAUUGAAGAUUUCCUCACGCUUAUYCGUUCUCUUUAWUUGUUUCCUUCUGAACAAAUGUGUGCUACCGAAAUAAAWUAUUUAUUCAGCCUCCUAGAAUUCGCAAAUCUAUCACUCCCGGAACCGUACUAAUUCUCUUGGCAGGACGAUUCCGAGGAAAGCGUGUAGUCUGUUUGAAGGCCCUUGAAUCCGGUCUUAUUCUUGUUUCUGGACCUUACAAAAUCAAUGGAGUUCCACUUCGUCGUGUAAACCAAGCAUACGUCAUUGCUACUUCGUCGAAGGUCGAUGUUUCGGGAGUCGAUGUUUCCUCCAUCAACGAUGAAUACUUUGCCAGAUCCAAGGACGCCAGCACAGAAGGAGAAGAGGAAUUUUUCAUGGGAGACGCACCAAAGGCCGCCAUUGUAAGCGACCAGCGCAAAGAAGACCAAAAGAAGGUCGACGCUGCCCUUCUCAAGGCCGUCGCAUCCGUUGAUAUGAUGGAAGCAUACCUUGCCGCUCAAUUCACUUUGAACCCCAACGACAAACCGCACCUGAUGAAAUUCUAAAAAACGCAAUUAUCAGUUUUCCUCAUCUGCCGUGCCUCAUCGAUUGCUACUUUUACAGUACGAUCUAUUAUAAAAAUACCCCCCUAUCUGCACCUGCCUGCUGUUUUUCCAAGAGACAACUCAGGCAUACCUCUUUCCACGUAGUCGAACUUGUAUCGUACGUUUUGAAUAGAGUAGCUCCGUCACA
This is a messenger RNA of Pseudo-nitzschia multistriata, 987 nucleotides long. The record is from the annotation of a GenBank genome assembly. NCBI's taxonomy places the organism in Eukaryota, Bacillariophyta, Bacillariophyceae, Bacillariales, Bacillariaceae.